This is a messenger RNA of Ceratosolen solmsi marchali, 1784 nucleotides long. Its product is annotated as pre-mRNA-splicing factor 38B. The record is from RefSeq and is a predicted model, not a curated record. The transcript is spliced from 6 exons. Lineage: Eukaryota; Metazoa; Arthropoda; Insecta; Hymenoptera; Agaonidae. Bases 344 to 1510 code for a protein of 388 amino acids.
AAUCUUUUUUAUUUUUAUUGUUACGUUUUUAAUUAGGAGUGCGGAAUGCAAAUAUAGCGAUAAAGUAAAUAAGGUAAAGCAUGAGAUUGAGCGUUGAGGAUGCAGCCUAGGUAAAAUCCGUAAUAUAAGAUAAUAGAGUUAAAGCAUCCAAGAGGUGACUGGGAAAGCGAACUCGCAAGUAGUAAACAUUAAAUGCUUUUAUUCGGUAUCGAGGGCUGCGGUGACUCUGGUCCUCUGCUAGACCCUCCAACACGGCUUCGAGAGCAGCAGGAAGAGGAGCUGCGACAACGAAGUACUGUUGUCCAUAGCUUGUACGAGACGAGCGAGACUUUUAUAAAUCCCGAUGGACGCUACAGACGGUUCACCAUGGAACAACUCCAGUGGCUGCGAAGAGGAGCGCAGACCAGCCCAAAAAGAGGGAAAGAAAUCCAAUGUUCUACCUCUAUGGGGGAACGAGCGUACCAUGAAUCUCAAUCCACUAAUCUUAACAAACAUACAAUCUUCGCAUUAUUUCAAAGUCAACUUGUACGAGCUCAAGACGUACCACGAGGUUAUAGAUGAAAUUUACUACAAAGUUUCGCAUUUAGAGCCGUGGGAAAAGGGCAGUAGAAAAACAGCUGGUCAAACUGGCAUGUGUGGAGGGCGGUUUAUGCAGGUCAGGGGCGUUGGUGCGGGAGGUAUUGUUUCAACGGCAUACUGUCUGCUCUAUAAACUCUUCACAUUAAGACUGACAAGAAAACAGUUGAACGGAUUGAUCAAUCAUCCCGACUCCCCGUACAUUCGAGCAUUGGGCUUCAUGUAUAUUAGAUACACUCAACCACCUCCAGACUUAUUUUCAUGGUACGAUGAUUACUUGGAGGACGAAGAAGAAUUGGAUGUGAAAGCAGGUGGUGGUCAAAUUAUGAAAAUGGGAGACAUUUUAAAACAGUUUUUAACAAAACUAGAAUGGUUUUCAACAUUGUUCCCCAGAAUACCAGUGCCUAUUCAAAAGGAAUUGGAGCAAAGAUUGGCAGAAAAAUUUCCACAUAAUACAGGAAAUUUGAGAGGGUCAAAACCAUCUAUAACUUUAAAUAAUCAAGGAAAAUAUAGUAGUAGUAAUAGUAGAAAGGAUGAUGGAAUAAGAACUCAGCAGCCACGACACAUUCCAGAUAGUGAAGUGCAAUGGGGCGAGGCUGAACGAACGAGUUACUGGCGUGCCAGAUCCAAUGAGGAUCGAAGGGAUAGACCGAAAGGCCGUGACAGUAGAGGAAAGGAUAGAAUUAGAGAACGAGAAAGAGAAAGAGGUAAAGAUAGAGAUCGCGAGCGUGAUCGAGAGAAGAACUAUGGACGAUCGGAGAGCCGCGAAAGGACUCGUCGUUCCAGAGAUUAUAGAAGUCGAAGUAGAGAAAGAUCCCACAGAGAACGAAGUAAGGAUCGAUAUCGCGAUCGGGAAAAACAUCGAGAAAGGCGAAAUUCACCAUUAAAUGCCUCUGAACUUUCACGAGAAAGAGAGCGUCAACGAAGAGCGUGAAAAAAAGUAGGCAGUUGAAUCUGUUUGAAAUAAAAGUAAAUACGUUAUAAAUAUUACCAACUUACAUCAGGAAUAUACAACAUAACUGUAUUGUACAGUGAAAUAAGAAAUGAAAUUGUCGAAUUUGUAGGAGUGAUAAACUAUAUAAAGGGACAUAAUAACGCCUUUAAUAUUUCAUACUUAAAAAGCUAGUAUUUAUAUAUAAUACUAGUGUAAUGAGAAAAUCGUUUUCACAUAUAUCAUUUUAUAUUUUGAAUGAACUUUUUCAUUAAGA